Molecule: messenger RNA, 1891 nt
Organism: Capsella rubella
Lineage: Eukaryota; Viridiplantae; Streptophyta; Magnoliopsida; Brassicales; Brassicaceae
Exons: 10
Coding region: 312-1622 (436 amino acids)
Molecular function (GO): 3'-5'-RNA exonuclease activity; calcium ion binding
Source: RefSeq, a predicted model, not a curated record
AUGCACACGCACGUUCUUGAACGAACAAAGCUUUUUCUACAAAACUAAAAUAGCCUUCACAAACUCAAUCGCUAAAAACUCUUUCUAAUUUUGGGGUUUUUCAAAUUUUUAUUUUAAUUUCGGUUGUAAUCAUAAAUCGAAAAAGAGCGGUCACGACGUUUCUAAGAGAAUCGUCUUCUUCAUCAUCGUCGUCUUCAUCUUCUUCCUUUCUCUGUGUGUUUUUUUUUCUUCUCUCCUUUUUUUGAUUUUUUUACCGCCGGAGAUUUUUUGUAUUUUUUUUAAUUAUUCUUGCCGGCGGUUAAAGAGAUAUAAUGAAGGGGAGAAUAUCAAAAAUAGGAAGCUAUGCAAUAUCGUCUUCCAUAAGAGACCAGCAUCAGCAACCUUGUAUUUCUUGUACUACUUUCAAUAUCCUUGCUCCCAUCUAUAAACGUCUCUCUCCCAAGGAUCAAAGUCUUCGUGAAAGUGAUAAUCGAGGGUAUUGGCUUGCAAGGAAUCAUAGAAUCAUUGAUUGGUUAUUGUAUGAGAGGUCUUCCAUCAUUUGUUUACAGGAGUUUUGGGUAGGGAACGAAGAGCUUGUUAACAUGUAUGAGAAGAGACUUGGUGACGCUGGUUAUCUCAGUUACAAGCUUGGCCGUACUAAUAACCGUGGCGAUGGUUUGUUUACGGCUGUUCAUAAGGACUAUUUCAGAGUUGUGAACUCGAGGGAUUUGCUUUUUAACGACUGUGGUGAUCGAGUUGCGCAGUUGCUACACGUAGAAUUAGUUCCUCCUUAUUCUCAGUAUGAUGCUCAUCAAGAAGUUUUGAUUGUCAAUACUCAUUUGCUGUUUCCUCAUGAUUCUACAUUGUCUAUAGUAAGAUUGCAACAGGUAUAUAAGAUUCUUCAGUAUGUAGAAUCUUAUCAGAAGGAAGUUAAUCUCAGUCCUAUGCCUAUUAUACUUUGCGGAGAUUGGAACGGAAGUAAGCGAGGACAUGUCUACAAGUUUCUCAGGUCACAGGGUUUUGUGUCUUCUUACGACACUGCUCAUCGGUAUACAGAUUCAGAUGCUCACAAGUGGGUAAGCCACCGGAAUCACCGGGGUAAUAUAUGCGCUGUUGAUUUCAUAUGGCUUCUAAAUCCAAAUCGGUAUAGAAAGCUGUUAAAAACAAGUUGGAGCGAGGCAGUGUUUGGCAUGUUCAGGUAUUUACUGAGAAGAGCCUCACUAACAGCUGAAGAUGCUUUUGCCUUUUUGAAAACCGAUAAUGAUGGUGACCACAUUACAUUCCUGGGUUUCUGUGAGACUCUUCGGCAGCUCAAUUUAACAGGUCAUUGCAAUGGACUCACGACAAAAGAAAUUAAAGAUUUGUGGAUUCAAGCUGACAUUGAUGGAAAUGGUAUUGUAGAUUACAAGGAGUUUCAGCAAAGAAUAUGGAAUCAAACCUGGUCAGAACAGAGAGAUGCAGCGGAUGGAGAAGCAAAGGGAAACCGGGAACAAACCGUCGGAUUCAGUGUCAAGAACGCAGUUUUGUUUCCUCCUGAAGUUGAAAAAGGAGUGUGGCCAGAAAACUACUCACUAUCAGAUCACGCAAGGCUAACCGUGGUAUUCUCUCCCAUAAGAAUGCCUUGCUCUCAGUUGGUUUCAUGACAAAACACACUCAAACAACAUAUUUAGCUUCUCCCAUUUAGAAAAGACCUCUGAGUUUUUGUGUCCCCUUAUAGAGCACUCCAUUGGUUCGGCUUCAAUACUCUUACUUUUGCGGUUCCUGUCUUGGUGGACAAAGAGAGAAAGGGGACAACAGAGGUCCUAUAAAUUUUAUACGCUGUACAAACCUGUAAACUAAAAUAUGAAGCUUCAUGUAUAAAACAAACGUAGUAGAGAUUUAAGAAGCAGCUUUUGCCACUCUUUUUUUGUUU